GCAGCAAGCAUAUGUAGUAUGCAGAUAGCUAGCAGCAAAUUAAUUAUAUAUAUAUAAUCCUCAGCUGCUGCCUGGUACAUACAGUAUAUCUUAUAGAUGGGGCGCCGCGAGUACAGUGAACAAUAUCAUCAUCGGGCAGGGGCAGGGGCAGGGGCAGGCGCUGCCAUUGUGGUGGUGGUGGUCGCAGUCGCAGCAGCGGUGGUGUGCGAGUGCGAGGCGAAGCCGCGAGCCUUUUUCGUGUUUGGCGACUCGCUGGUGGACAGCGGCAACAACAACUACCUGAUGACGACGGCGCGGGCGGACUCGCCGCCCUACGGCGUGGACUACCCGACCCACCGCGCCACGGGGCGCUUCUCCAAUGGCCUCAACGUCCCCGACAUCAUCAGCGAGUACCUCGGCGCCGAAUCCGUGCUGCCUUACCUCAGCCCGCACCUGGACGGACCCAAGCUGCUCCACGGCGCCAACUUCGCCUCCGCCGGCGUCGGCAUCCUCAACGACACCGGCAUCCAGUUUGCCAACAUCAUCCGCAUCGAGAAGCAGCUUCGGUACUUCAAUCAGUACCAGGAUCGGGUGCGCGGGCUGAUCGGUGGCGCGGCGGCGCGGCGGCUGGUGGAGGGCGCGCUGGUGCUCAUCACGCUCGGCGGCAACGACUUCAUCAACAACUACUACCUGGUGCCAUUCUCAGCCAGGUCCCGGGAGUUCGCGCUGCCGGACUACGUGCGCUACAUCAUCGGCGAGUACGGCAAGGUGCUGAGGCAGCUCUACCACCUGGGCGCCAGGCGAGUGCUGGUCACCGGCUCCGGCCCGCUGGGGUGCGCGCCGGCGGAGCUAGCCACGCGCAGCGCCACCGGCGAGUGCGACCUGGAGCUGCAGCGCGCGGCGGCGCUGUACAACCUGCAGCUGGUGCGGAUGACGCGGGAGCUCAACGCCGAGCUGGGCGCCGGCGACGUCUUCGUGGCCGUCAACGCCUACAGGAUGCACAUGGACUUCAUCUCCGACCCGGCGGCGUACGGCUUCGCCACCUCCAAGGUGGCGUGCUGCGGGCAGGGCCCCUACAACGGCGUCGGCCUCUGCACCGCGCUCUCCACCCUCUGCCCCGACCGCUCCCUCUACGUCUUCUGGGACAACUUCCACCCCACCGAGAGGGCCAACCGCAUCAUCGUCAGCCAGUUCAUGUCAGCCUCGCCCGACUACAUGCACCCCUUCAACCUCUCUACCAUCCUCGCCAUGGACGCCGCCACUGCUGCUGCUGCGCCAUGAACGCCCGCCAUCAUCCGGCCCAUACAUAUCGACCAACCUCGCUAUAUAUAUCUCUAAUUUUAUAUAUAUGCCGCCUAUACUAUAAUUAACUACGCUAUAUAUAGCUAGUAUAAUUGAUAAUGUAAUUCUCCCAAGCAAUGCAAUAUACAUAUGUAUGCAUGCAAAUAAAGAUCGAGGGAUAUAUAUAUUGCGUACGUGCAAAUCGUUAUACAUAUGAGAAUAAUGUUAUGUUUGCCUGUAAGGUUCAAUCAUCCCUGAACAUGCAGGCUCUAGCAUAAUAUGGAUGACCACUCCAGCAAUCAACUUUUUAUUGCUACAAACACCAUCUCUACAGUUACACUCGGGUGCAUCACUAUGUUGCAAUGCCAGGAAACACUCCGGAAAUUAAAGUAAAAAUAUAUAUAUGAAAUGACCCCCGAAUGAAAAGGGGUCCA
Molecule: messenger RNA, 1694 nt
Organism: Oryza sativa Japonica Group (Japanese rice)
Lineage: Eukaryota; Viridiplantae; Streptophyta; Magnoliopsida; Poales; Poaceae
Source: RefSeq, a predicted model, not a curated record